This is a messenger RNA of Striga asiatica, 1430 nucleotides long. Lineage: Eukaryota; Viridiplantae; Streptophyta; Magnoliopsida; Lamiales; Orobanchaceae. The record is from the annotation of a GenBank genome assembly.
AUGGAAAGCUUAGACACCGAUUCUUUUCCCGGUUUCCAGACAUUAUUGCCCUCACGGCCAGGACUCGACCGAAGACUGAAUUUGAGUCGGCUGCAGAGACGGGCCCCACAACCCUUGCAGCUUAAUACAUCUAUUUGUGGGUGCAAAAGUGCAAUAAAAUCUAAUAAGGAGCCACCCCAUAUGGCUUUGGAAGCAAACCGAGAACCGAAUGUUGCUUCGUAUUUUUCAAAUAAAGACCCUAUCCCGCUUUUAUCUCCGCUCGUUUUGCCGUCCAUCGUCGUCUCCGCUUUCUUCGCCUCUUCUAUCAAACAUUUUCCCAAACUCGUCCUCCCGCUUUCCUCCGCCGGCCUUCGCGCUAAUCCAGCUUCUGGGUUCUUGAGAAACGUCGUCGUUUCGUCCGAGCUGGAUGCGGAUUUGUCCGAGGACGAAGGGCUCGAUUUCUCCGCCGGCGAGGAGCCGAGAUUCUCGCCUGAUUUGAAGCUUUUUGUCGGGAAUUUGCCGUUUAAUGUCGACAGCUCUGAGCUGGCUGGGUUGUUUGAGCAGGCUGGGAAUGUCGAGAUGGUUGACGUUAUAUACGACAAGGCUACUGGAAAAAGUAGGGGUUUUGGUUUUGUGACUAUGUCUACCGUCGAGGAACUAGAAACUGUUGUACAACAAUUCAAUGGCUAUGAACUUCACGGCCGGAGCUUGAGGGUGAAUUCUGGGCCUCCACCUUCCAAGAGUGAAAGCUCUUCAUUCCGGGGGGCCAAAGUGGUUAUGGGUCCGAGCCCGGAUCCGGGUCUGGGUCCAUUGACAGCAGCAACAGCGUUUAUUAUUGGAAGCUUAGGUUCUGAAAAUUCAGAAGAAUAUGUCUCAGAUGUUGUAGUUAACAGAGCAAAGCUUUCUGGAACAACUAAUGGAGUUAGAAUCAAGACAUGGCAGGGUGGCUCUGGAAGUGCAAACAAUAUUAAGUUCCACAAUAUAGAAAUGCAAGGAGUGAAAAACUCGAUAAUUAUCGACCAGAGUUAUUGUGAUCAAAAGGAACCGCGCAAAGAACAGAGUUCAGCCGUACAAGUGAAGAACAUCGGACACAGAAACAUCAAGGGCACUCGUAAUUCAGAUGAAGGCGUCAAUUUCAAAAGCAGCAAAAGUCAUCCUUGCCAGAGGAUCACUCUGCAAAAUGUGAACUUGAUCGGGAUAGGUAGCGAGAAAUCCAAAGCCGUUUGUAAUAACGUCCGUUUGCAGAACUUGGGAACGGUUUCACCUAAUUGCCGUAACUAAACUUCUAAAGUCAAAAGACGAUUAGCAUGUUUUGAAUUUAGGUGUUUUUGUACAUUUUCAUGUGCAGACAUAGGUAAUUCGAAAAAAUGAUCACACCAAAGUCCUACAUUAGAAGUUUAUUGGUCUUCAUAAGAAUAGAUUUGAAUGGUUUUUUUUAAUUCAUUUUUUCA